Molecule: messenger RNA, 1774 nt
Organism: Xenia sp. Carnegie-2017
Lineage: Eukaryota; Metazoa; Cnidaria; Anthozoa; Malacalcyonacea; Xeniidae
Product: homeobox protein SIX1-like
Exons: 2
Coding region: 96-953 (285 amino acids)
Biological process (GO): regulation of transcription by RNA polymerase II
Cellular component (GO): nucleus; transcription regulator complex
Molecular function (GO): RNA polymerase II cis-regulatory region sequence-specific DNA binding; DNA-binding transcription factor activity, RNA polymerase II-specific
Source: RefSeq, a predicted model, not a curated record
UAAUUUGAUGAAAGCAGCCAAACGACCUGCCACAGUCAUACAAAAUACGCAAACUCACACAAAACAAACGCAACCCACUCGGGUAUAUACUGAAAAUGAAUUACAAUACGGACGCAUUGGCAGUCGAAACAAACGUGAACGAUACUCGUGGAAACGGCGCAACUUUCAGUUUUAAACCUGAGCAGAUAGCAUGCCUAUGCGACGCACUUCGUCAAUCAAACAACAUGGAUCAAUUGAGUCGAUUUCUGUGGUCCCUACCGCCUCAUGAUCUACUUAGUUGUGAUGAAAGUGUGCUUAAAGCUCGUGCUGCAGUAGCGUUUCACCAAGGAAACUACCGUGAACUUUACGCAAUACUCGAGAGUCACAAUUAUGAGGCUUCAUCGCAUGAAACUCUUCAGGAGCUUUGGUACAUGGCACACUACAGUGAAGCGGCGAAACAACGAGGUCGUGCUCUGGGUGCUGUCGAUAAAUACAGAAUACGGAAAAAACAUCCGCUGCCUCGUACCAUUUGGGAUGGCGAUCAGACGGUGUAUUGUUUUAAGGAAAAAUCCCGCGAUACUCUUCGGCAAUCCUACCAACAUAAUCGUUACCCAACACCACAAGAGAAACGGGAACUGGCAAAGGCAACAGGACUAAGUUUGACACAAGUCAGCAACUGGUUCAAGAAUCGCAGACAGCGAGAUCGAGGAAGUGAGAAUGGCAAACGUAAAGAGGACCUGAACAACAACGACCUGAGCGAUUUUGUUUCUGAACACCAGUUAUUGAAAAAAGAUGAAAAAGGCGACAUGGUGGGAAAACAAGCAUGUCAGACUCUUGUGGAAACCACGGCACUCAUAAGCGAAGGAUUUGUCGACGAAACGCUUUAUGCUGAAACGAUCACAGCCGAGGAGUUGGCACGAAAUUUAACAACAAUCAAAAAAGAGGUUGAACUAACGAGCGGCGAGGAGAGGUGAAGACAUUUGAAGUCCAUUUCGUCAAAUCUACGGUAAAAGAAACUACAUUGACUAUGAAUUUAUAUCCGCCCUUUUCAAUUAAAAAUCAAUGGGAAUAAAUUUAGUAAUUUACGUUAGGAUAAUUUUUGUGAGUAAUUACAUUAAUAUGAUAAUUUGGACUUGUUAAUACAUUCUAAAGUAAACAGAUUUAUCGUAAGCAUUUUUCUCAGAAAUUUAAAGAUAAAAGUGAUGUCAUUUUGCCAACGAGCCAUAGAACAUCGUCUCUAACCUGACAUUGCUCGUGUGUUGCCCUAAGCAUUCUUCAAUUAAGGAUCAGAAUGCUUAGGACAAGACGUCAAGUGUGCGACAAAUUCAUGUAGUAAAAUUUAUUAGUGGCAGGAGCUGAUAAUUACAACAUGCUCCUAUAUGGCCAAAUUCCCUAACCCACGUGAUUUGACGUACAUGAAGUAUAUUGUUGUGUUGUUGAAGACUGAGGUGCAGGCUCAGAUAAAAACUGAUAAAAAGUUGAAUCAGCAAUCAUAAAAGAAAAUUCAUUUUUAAAUCAAAACAUAACUAUAGCAUGCAAAUUUCACCUAUCUUAAUUGUCCUCUUCAAAUUUUCAAGUUUUGAUCCUUACGCAUGAACAUAAUUGUUGAAGAUCUUAUACAAUUGUGUAUAUCACUUAAACAAACACCUCCUAUGUCGAAUGUGGUUUUUGUUAGUGAAAAAUCGUACUUGGAAUAAUUAAACCAAUUAUUUUUGUAAUAUUUUUGAUACGUAAAACGAUUGCCUGUAUAUAGCAUUGAUGUAAAGAAAUUUUAGAAAUAUUAGUUGGACUUCAA